This is a messenger RNA of Morchella importuna, 1137 nucleotides long. RefSeq lists its product as uncharacterized. The record is from RefSeq and is a predicted model, not a curated record. The transcript has 7 exons. Bases 1 to 1137 code for a protein of 378 amino acids. NCBI's taxonomy places the organism in Eukaryota, Fungi, Ascomycota, Pezizomycetes, Pezizales, Morchellaceae.
AUGUCAUACUACGAAAAUCAAGCCCAAACCCAGGCGUCAACCUGGCAAAGCUCUCGCCCCAACUGGGAAGGCCGGGCUGCUCAAAUGAAGCCUGAAGACCCCGCUGCAUUUGGCGCCCAGAUUGAUGAGGUUGACCGGGCUGUUGAUAAUCUUGUCAAGAGUGGAAAGAUGUUUGCCCCUCAGCGCCGUGAUUCCUUGCCAGUGUUGAGCCCCCGUGGUUUCCCUGAACAUGGUUCAGAAACGCGCAUGGGAAACGCUUUACCGACUCGUCACUACUCUGUUCAGGAUUUUGACGUAAUGCGUUCUCAGUCUGCUGCGAAUCUCCAGAACUUUUACGCCACUCAGCGCUUUCAGCCGCGUCAAACAGAGGCAGAACAGAUGAUGCAGGCAAAGCGAAGGUUGGCAGCUCAAAGGGAGCGUGAUCUGCGCAACUAUCAUCAGGAGCAGCAGUAUAAUAGGACAUUGUUGGCCGAAAUUUCCACCUACGGAAAGGAUCGUGUCAUGAGUCCUAGCGCUAUGACCGAGGACGAGCGACGUGAUCUUAUUGCUCGCCAGCACCGUGCUCUUUAUGCUGGAGGCCCCGAUGGCCAUGCAUCCGAGGAUGGCCAUUUGGAUGAGAAUACUGUCUCACGAGGCUCUAACAUCCACUCCAAUGGCCCCUCGGCACCGGGUUCUAAUGCUGGUGGUACACGUGUUCAAACUCCUGCCACUGAGCAAGGUCAGCAUGCUGGGCAGUCUGCCGUCGCUUCGCCGACGCGUUCACGCACAAACAGUGCUCAAGCACAGUCCAGUCGGACUUCCGCCUCGUCUCCUGGUGGCUCUCCACCACGUGCACAGCGUGCACCUUCAACACCCGUGACUUCAUCAGGAGUCGCUCCCAUUGGGACACGCCCGACACAGGGUCAGAACCCUGCAGUGCAGAACAGCAAAAGGUCAACAACACCUUUGCCUUCACCCUUGAGCUAUGGCUUUGCACAGGAGAGCGACCCGUUUAAUAAUAUUUCAAAGGAGAGGUCUUCGCCUGCGCCUUCUAAUAACUCCACUCCCAACGGUCAAGGUUCCGAUGGACUUGGCUGGAGCAAGGUUUGGGGCCCUAGCAACAAGAGCCUUGGAACUGUCGCUAGCGUUUGGGGUUAA